GCCAGCAUGACGCCGGGCACCGACCGGUAGACGCAACGGCGCUGGUUCGAAACUCGUGACACCGCUCCGCUAGUUACACGCUACCGGCUCGCCAUGAACAGGAACACCAUCGUCAGCUUGUGCUACGGCUGCGCGGCGCUGAAUUCAUUCAGUUUUCUGAAAUACGCAUUCGGCUUCUACAGGCGAAGCAUCGCCUACGGCUGGGCUUUCGACCUCACCUUCGGGUCCGAGUGCUUUAUCAAUUUGAUAUCCGACUACCUCCUCCUCGCCACCUACAAGGACUUCCCACUGCCAUCCUUGCUGUUGGGUAAAGAGAGCCUGGUCCUGCUCGGCUUCAUCGCAUGGAAUUCGGCCGGUAUCAGCAUCUGUUACAUCAGCAGCAUCGUGCUCGCCGUGCACUUCGCCAACACGGUGGACCUGAAAGAAGCCAUGCAGGACCUCAAGGACCAGAACGUGGAGGAAGGAGACUUCCGCAGACAAAUGAUGAUAACGACGAUAUCCGUAUUCACGCUCAUGGCCUUCAUGAAGGGCGCCAUCCUGUACAACAUGUACAUGUACUACAAGAAGACCGACGGCGUCGACGGCAGCAUAGAAGAGGCACCCACGGCUUACUACUUCCCUGCAGACCCGACGGCCCCCGUGCCUUUCCUGCCGCCGGAGUCAAAGCGGCACACCAGGGCAAAUGUCGGCGGUGCGCCGCCAGCAGCCGCCCGCUGCGGCCUUACGGGGGCACCCGACACAGCGAUGGCAUCUGCCAGGCGACCGCCGGCGCCUGCUGCGGUGCUACCGUCGGUCAGGCGGCCCCCGGUGCAGCAGCCCUUCGAAGUGGCCGUACUACGAACGCCUUUCAUGGUGCUUCACAUGCCGCCCGCAGAACUGCCGACUGGACCGCAGCCUACAACACAGCAACAGCCACCGCCGACCUCAAUGCAGACGGCAGCUCGCUAGAUUUGCGGCGUGGAACCGCAGUCGCGACCGACGAAAGUGCGUCGCGGGCGAGCAGAAGUAAAAUUGAUGCGAAAGCGCAUUAUAGCACGUGUUGCUUUCACGUGCAAGCUUGACUUCUCUUCAAGCGCGGUUUUGGUCAGUACUUGGGAUAGCUGUUUCCAUGUGGGUGCAGCAGGUACGAACACACCGCAGGGACUGUUUCAUCUCGUGACGAUAUAGUUUAGGUACCACGUUUUCUGGCACAGCCGCAGUGGACGAAGCAACCGGGGGUAGGGAGCUGUAAACCUAACAUGGUGUCCGGUGUGCCAUGCGCCAAGUAGUAUGCAACAGCGGCCAGAGAGUGAACUGAUGAAACUAAAUGCGUUGAAGGGGUUGCUUUGUCAUUACUGCACGAGCAUGACGAGAAUAGAAGGAAAGUUCCAGGGAGUUAGAGACAGACAUAUUUAUUGCCUUGUAAUAGCACACUAAUAAUGGCUCCCAAUUAAUAUUAGCGUGCAAAACAGACGAAAUUUUACCAUUCUAACCAUGAUCACUUCCAGGGUGCCAGGUAUUGCACCAAGAUUAAGGUACAGUUGAUUGCUCUAGAUUGCAUCUGUAUUAUCAGCGUAAUGCUAAAGAUUCAACUCAUUGCUAGCGCACAUGCAUACAAACAGUAUGGUUGCAAUGCUGAUUUAAUAAAGAUGCGCUUUCACUCACUGAGGCAGUCAAUAAAGUUUGCUUGAUCGUACGCUUGCCUGAUUUCAUUCAUUUGAACUGGUGACAAAACUGCAUGAUGCAUUGCGGAGUAAGGAUGCUAGGCACGAUGAAAAUUAAAAAGUUAGUGCAGCUUUCUGACUAAGCUUUACUAGCGCAAAUAUGUGCCUACUAACCACAAUACUUCUGGGCUUUCUGUUCUUCAAAUAUCUAAAAAAGAAUGUCACAGUUUUGCCCAAAAGGCUAAGCACGCAUUACGAGAAGUAAGGUUCCCGUAGUUUCAUUGGCCGUAUAAAUUUCAGUGAACAUUCACCUACUAAUUAAAUUAACAAGCACGGUGUCAAGCACGCACAGGCAAACAUGAACAGAUAUCACUAAAUGACUGCGAAAACUCGCUGUCAACACUGGCACGAUAAGAGCGCCGGCAACGGCGAGCAAACGAAGUAACGAGUCUCAGAAGCUUGAGAUCACGCGACCCUCAACGCGCACGGGAAGACAGCGCACCUGACACCACCAGCCAUCUCGGCUUGCCAAGAGUUUGCA
This is a messenger RNA of Dermacentor silvarum, 2184 nucleotides long. RefSeq lists its product as uncharacterized. The transcript is spliced from 8 exons. The record is from RefSeq and is a predicted model, not a curated record. NCBI's taxonomy places the organism in Eukaryota, Metazoa, Arthropoda, Arachnida, Ixodida, Ixodidae. Bases 94 to 948 code for a protein of 284 amino acids.